GCCCCCUCCGUCUCCACGUCCGGUUGAGACCAACAUGGCGGCUGUUCUCUGACAGACUGAGCUCGGAGUUUAUGUGUUUAAUAUUUACAGUUUUCUGAUGAAAUUAAUCAACUUUUGGAGGUUUUUUGCCCAGGUUUCAGAUCGUUAAACGCUACCGGCAGCUGUUCACCGGAACCAACAGACGGAGACCCGGCGUUGUCAUGGAGAAGUUCGGCAUGAGUUUCGGCGGUGGCAGGAAGGAGCUGCUGGACACUAUCGAGUCCCAGAAGAAGCAGCUGGUUCAGUACCAGACCCGCUUCAAGGAUGUGGUCCAGGCCUACAAGAGUCUGCUGAAGGAGAAGGAGGCGCUGGAGGCCAGUCUGAAGGUUCUGUCGGUGAGCCAGGAUCUGGACCAGAACCAGCCGGGCCCGGAUUGCUCGGAGCCGCUGGAGGACGGCUGCUCGCUGCACAGCGAGGACAGCGUGGACACGGCGGCGUCUGCAGACACGGCCAGUGAGACCGCCAGAGAGACUGCCAGCGAGACCGGCAGGGGGAGCCAGAGCGAGGAAGACCUGGGAGAACCGGCUGGAAAGUCCGCCUCAACGGUGCGCCGGUUGGAUGCGGACGGCGGCCCGGAGAGCGGCAGCGUGGGGGCGGAGUCUCAGCAGCAGGCCACGCCCCCUCCCAGCACCGAGACGGAGCGGCGAGCGGCGCAGCUGAAGAACCAACUGAGCACGCUCACCAGCGCCAUCGCCACGGUGACGCACGAGAAGUCGAGGAUGGAGGCGAGCUUCCAGGCCGACAAGCGGCAGCUGAAACAGGAAGUGGAGGAGCUGCAGGAGCGGCUGGCGGGCGCCGCGGCGCAGCGGGAGGCAGAGCUUAGCGCCUUGCAGCAGCAGCGGGAGGCGGAGCUUAGCGCCCUGCAGCAGCAGUUGGCCGAGAGCCGCGCCCGUGUCAUCACGCAGCAGCACGAGAGGGAGCGCGAGACGGGCGACCACGCCACGCAGCUACGGGAGCUGCAGAGGAUCCUGCAGCAGGAGAGAGACCUGCGGCAGGACGCAGAGCUCCGCCUGCAGGACGCCAACGCCGCGCUGCUCGCUAACACACAGGCGGUGGAGCGGGGGGCGGAGUCUGAGGCUCACCUUAGCCAGGUGAGGGAGGAGAGAGACGAGCUGAAGGAGAAGCUGCUCGCCACCGAGCGACAUCACAGCAAACCUGAUCCCCGAUUGGACGAGCUGCAGCGAGAGCUGACGCAGCUGAAGAACAACUUCCAGACGCAGACCGACAUGCAGACCAGGAAGGCGGAGGAGCGUGCUACUGAGCGUGCUCAGUGCGCUGAGCGGCGUGCGGCAGGUCUGGAGCAGCGCGUGUCGGAGCUGUCCGAGCUGCUGGGUGGCUGCGAGAAGGCGAGGCAGCGCGAGCAGAUGGCGGCGCAGAGACUCCGAGAGCGCAUCAUGCAGCUGGACGCCGAGAACAAGACGCUCGCCAUGGCGAUGACCUCUCACCUCGCCGCUGGCAGGGCGACCUCUGACCUCGGCGUGGACGAGUCCCAGCUGGACGUCGGCGUGCUGAAGGAGAAGCUGGAGAAAGUGAAGAAGCUUCUGCAGAUAGCAGCAAAGAGGGACCCUGAACACAACACGCAGAUCAUCCAGAGGGACCCUGAACACCACAACAUGCAGAACAUCCAGAGGGAC
Messenger RNA from Perca fluviatilis (European perch), 1673 nucleotides. RefSeq names its product GRIP and coiled-coil domain containing 1 (gene gcc1). Gene Ontology annotation, cellular component: Golgi apparatus. The annotation marks the transcript as partial. NCBI's taxonomy places the organism in Eukaryota, Metazoa, Chordata, Actinopteri, Perciformes, Percidae. The record is from RefSeq and is a predicted model, not a curated record. The transcript is spliced from 6 exons.